AUGCCUAGAGAACGACGUGCGAACAUCGGCCGCCGCACAAGACAUGCAAGCCAGCAACAAGUCUAUUCAAGGAACUUAAGAGAAGAAAGACAAAAUAUAAUAAGAGAAAAUGACCGAUUGAGACAUCGCGUGAGCACACGAAGAUCAUUGGCAUCAUACAAUCGCUUGGCAUUCCAAUAUGAUCCCACUGCGAACUACAGUGAUGAUGAAAAUUUGGAUAUUGGACGAAUGACGACUAUAUGCCGAUAUUGCAAUGCGGUAAAGUUCAAAAGAGAAACGGUUGGAUUGUGCUGCGCAAGUGGAAAAGUCAAACUGGAUCCAUUACUUACACCACCACAGCCACUGAAAACAUUGUUUGAUGGAAGUGAUCCCGAUUCCAGCCAUUUUCUUCAACACAUCCUUGAAUACAAUAACUGCUUUCGCAUGACUUCCUUUGGAGCUAAUAUCAUUCGAGAAGGCGGCUUCAUGCCGACUUGCAAGAUACAAGGUCAAAUAUAUCAUUUGCAUGGAAAAUUUGUACAUUUAGCAGUGCAUUUGGAAAAUGGCCAAAGAGUUUACUUCACUGAGGCUAAUGCGGCACAACGAGCUGAGAGACCACCAUCGACAACAUUGACUAGCUUCUUUGCAAUGUGUGAAGCAGAUCCAUUCGCAGCGACGCUGAUGUACGUUGAAAUGCCCAAGUAUUACACUUGGAAUCAAUCAACAAAGAAAUUCCAACGUCGCAAACAAGGAACCCCAGUUCCAGACUGGCCACAGGUGUUUUCAACUGAUGCACUAGGUCGUAUGUACACUGUUCAUCCUAGAAACGAUGAAUGUUUUUAUUUGCGACUGCUGUUAGUAAAUGUACGUGGACCGAAAUCAUUUGCGCAUUUGAAAACUGUAAAUGGCCACCAAUGCCAAACAUAUCGAGAAGCAUGUCAACUAUUGGGUUUGCUGGAGAACGAUUCUCAUUGGGAUUUAACACUUGCAGAUUCAGUUGUUUCAUCAAAUGCGUACCAAAUACGAACGCUGUUCGCAAUUAUCAUCACCACAUGUUUUCCUUCACAACCAAUUCAGUUAUGGAACAAAUACAAAGACGCCAUAUGUGAAGAUAUCUUGCAUCGCUUGCGUAUUCAAACGAAUAAUCCUGACAUCCAAAUAACCGAUGAAAUCUACAAUGAAGGAUUGAUUCUGAUUGAGGAUCAAUGCUUGACUAUUGCAAACAAGCUACUGAUUGAAGUAGGAAUGAUUGCGCCAAAUCGAUCGAUGCACGAUGCAUUCAACCAAGAAUUAAAUCGAGAGCUGCAAUACAAUGUUGAUACAUUGCAGGAAUUCGUUAGAAAUAAUGUUCCGUUGCUGAAUGAACAGCAAAAACAAGUAUACAAAACAUUAAUGCAAGCGGUGGACAAUAAUACUGGUGGUCUAUUCUUCCUGGAUGCACCUGGAGGAACAGGGAAAACAUUUGUCAUUUCAUUGAUUUUGGCCACUAUUCGAUCAAGAUGUGACAUAGCUUUGGCGUUAGCAUCAUCUGGAAUUGCGGCGACUCUUCUAGAUGGCGGUCGUACUGCACAUUCUGCGCUUAAGUUGCCAAUCAAUUUAAACACAAUUGAUACUCCAACGUGCAAUAUUUCCCGAUCCAGUGCAAUGGGAAAAUUGUUAAUGCAAUGCAAGCUCAUUGUUUGGGAUGAGUGCACAAUGGCACAUAAGAAAUCACUUGAAGCACUUAACUUCACACUGAAGGAUCUUCGGAGAAAUAACAACAUCUUUGGCGGCUUGAUGAUAUUGUUGGCAGGCGAUUUCAGGCAGACGUUGCCAGUAGUUCCCCGUGGAACGCCUGCAGAUGAAUUGAAUGCUUGCCUAAAGGCAUCACCUUUAUGGAAUAACGUAAAAACAUUAUCGCUAACCACUAAUAUGAUAGUUCAACUUCAAAAUGAUCAAAGUGCUGCACAAUUUUCCAAACAAUUGUUAGAUCUUGGAAAUGGAAAAGUCCCAGUUGAUGCGACAUCUGGAUUAAUUACUCUUACCAACGACUUUUGCCGAUUUGUAGACACUCAAUUAGUUCUUAUUGAAAAUGUUUUCCCAAACAUUAGUGAGAAUUAUAAGAAUUAUGCUUGGUUAAGUCAACGAGCAAUUCUUGCAGCAAAGAAUAAUGAUGUCCACGCACUGAAUUUCACCAUUCAAUCAAAAAUUGCUGGCGAUUUGGUGACAUACAAAUCCGUUGAUUCAAUAACAAAUCCCGAUGAUGUAGUAAAUUAUCCAACGGAGUUUUUGAACUCUCUGGAGAUACCAGGAUUUCCACCACAUAACUUGCAACUGAAAGUUGGUACAGUUAUUUUGAUACUGCGUAAUUUGAAUCCACCGCGACUUUGCAACGGUACUCGACUUUCGGUAAAGAGACUUAUGCCGAAUUUAAUUGAGGCAACCAUUAUUAACGGAAAGUACGCAGGUGAAAAUGUAUGUAUUCCUCGAAUACCAAUGAUUCCGACUGAUCUUCCGUUUGACUUCAAACGAUUGCAAUUCCCAGUUCGCCUUGCGUUCGCAAUGACAAUUAAUAAGUCGCAAGGCCAAUCGCUUAGUGUUUGCGGGAUAAAUUUGGAAAAUCAUUGUUUUUCACAUGGACAGUUAUACGUUGCGUGUUCACGAGUUGGGAAACCAUCCGCUUUGUUUGUGUUAACGUCAGACCAAAAAACAAAAAAUGUGGUUUACCAAAGAGCACUACAAUGAAACAAUUAAAUAACACUUCAUUUUAGUAGGUAAUUGAAAUGAAUUUAUUACUGUUGUGAAAUGAAAUAAAUAUUUUCCUUUUCAAAUAUAUAACAAAAAAAAUUUUUUUUCUUUAUCUUUUAAUCACCAAACGAAAUGUUACAUAAAACGAAUCUGGUGGCGAAACGGAGUUCGCCGGGUC
Aphis gossypii (cotton aphid) is the source of this 2884-nucleotide messenger RNA. RefSeq lists its product as uncharacterized. The coding region runs from base 1 to 2703 and encodes 900 amino acids. The transcript has 3 exons. NCBI's taxonomy places the organism in Eukaryota, Metazoa, Arthropoda, Insecta, Hemiptera, Aphididae. The record is from RefSeq and is a predicted model, not a curated record. Gene Ontology annotation, biological process: DNA repair; telomere maintenance. Gene Ontology annotation, molecular function: DNA helicase activity.